Molecule: messenger RNA, 1668 nt
Organism: Histoplasma capsulatum G186AR
Lineage: Eukaryota; Fungi; Ascomycota; Eurotiomycetes; Onygenales; Ajellomycetaceae
Product: serine/threonine phosphatase
Exons: 4
Coding region: 1-1206 (401 amino acids)
Biological process (GO): peptidyl-serine dephosphorylation
Cellular component (GO): FAR/SIP/STRIPAK complex
Molecular function (GO): protein serine/threonine phosphatase activity
Source: RefSeq, a predicted model, not a curated record
AUGGACCGGCAUCUAUCACUAGUGACUUCAACUAGUUCACGAAGUACCGGCCGCAUUAGUCAUCAGACUCCCUACGCAGCCACAAAACGCGGUUCCCCGACUGCAUCCAUCGGCCAAGUCAGCGAGCAGUUCGACGACGGGGUCAAUAUCAACUGUGGGCUGCGGGUUAUUCUUAGCCAGGCACCAUCUACACCAUCUUCUCUGGACUACCACCGACCAUCCAUAUGGCAUAGAGCAAUGCCAGGACUACCAUCCAGCAUCGAUUUGGAUGAGUGUAUUGAACGACUGUACCGGAAGGAAUUAUUAGCAGAGUCGGUUAUUGAGGCAAUAUGCGCCAAAGCGAAAGAACUGCUCAUGAAGGAGAGCAAUGUCGUCCACAUCGCCGCGCCCGUUACUGUCGUAGGAGAUAUCCACGGCCAAUUUUACGAUAUGAUUGAGAUCUUCAAAAUUGGCGGCUUUUGUCCGAAUACAAAUUAUCUAUUUCUCGGCGACUACGUCGACCGCGGCCUUUUCAGCGUGGAAACAAUCUCGCUCCUUGUCUGCCUUAAACUCCGCUACCCGGCCCGAGUCCACCUCAUCCGCGGAAACCACGAAUCCCGUGGCGUCACCCAGUCCUACGGCUUCUACACCGAGUGCGCCCGCAAAUACGGCAAUGCCAACGUCUGGCACUACUUCACGGACAUGUUCGACUUCCUCACCCUCAGUGUCGUCAUCAACAAUCAGAUCUUCUGCGUGCACGGCGGCCUAUCACCGUCCAUCCACUCCAUCGACCAGAUCAAAAUCAUCGACCGGUUCCGCGAGAUUCCACACGAGGGGCCCAUGGCGGAUCUCGUCUGGUCCGACCCCGAUAUGGAGCGGGAUGAGUUUUCCCUUUCGCCCCGGGGUGCGGGGUACACCUUUGGCGCUCAGGUGGUGAAGAAGUUCCUCGAGGUGAACAAUAUGAAUCAUAUCCUCCGUGCGCAUCAGUUGUGUCAGGAAGGGUAUCAGGUACUCUACGACGAUCGGCUAAGUACUGUGUGGAGCGCGCCGAACUAUUGCUACCGCUGUGGGAACCUGGCGAGUGUGCUUGAGGUCAGCGAUACUGGGGAACGGUAUUUCAACAUCUUCGAUGCAGCGCCUGAGAAUAACGAUGUACACCGUGCCGAGCAGCAGGCGCAGCAGCAGAAUAAAGAUGGGCAUAACCCUGUAACUGAAUAUUUCCUAUGAUACCCUAGGUGUAUUUGCAUUACCUUUCGAUUUAUUUUUUUAUGUUUAUAUCAUUCAAAUGUUUCUUUUUCUGUUUUCUGUUUCUUUUUCUUUUUCGUUUUUUCUUUUCCGUUUUUCCACUUCGCUAUAAAUAAAACAGUCCGUGCAAAUUUCCAAGCAUAAGUUGGGCGUUUUGGUUUAUACCUAUUAUAGAAAGAGCUGGGCCUGCUCGCGGGGGGGAGAAAGCAAAGAGGUAAAACACGAGAAAACAUGAAAUCACCACAUCGGAUGGUGCCACUCAUUUUGACGGGCGCCGGGAAAGCAAAAUCCAGAGAUUCUCUUAUUAUCAUCGCCAACGGGCGGCACAUUUAUUUUAUCACUGAUCUCCUGGCUUGGGUGCUACCCAGCAAAGCGAGGAAACCAUAUACCAAAUAAUGUUAAAAGGAUAUUUGUUCCUGGAUCUCUGAGCAAAAAAGAGGAAAG